AAUAGACAAAGAAUUUAUAUCUAAGUUAAUAGAAACCAAAAAACUUUACUGUUGGCGAAAAAAAAGCUUAAACAAAAGUAUUGAACGUCGAAUAAAAAAUACAGAAGAAAAUUAUUUUUUUAAAGAAUCUUCAUGUGAGUCUCUAAGAAAAUUAAUAGUAGAAUGCAAUAUGUUUAUAAAAGAAGUGGUAAAGUAUUUUAUGUCUUUUAAUUUUACUGUUUACCUUACAAAGGAAAAUUUAAAAUUUAUUUAUAAUGAAUGUGAAGAUAUCAUACAAAAAUUUACAAAUAUUUCACAAGCUGUACAAAUGGAAUCUAUUUUUGCAAUUAUAAAAAUGCUAAUUGGGAGAUUAGAACGAUCUUGGGAUUUUUUAGGUAAGAUAAAUCGUAAUUUAAUUAUGUUUUUUAAUUCUGUGACACGUUUGUCUACAGAUAUUAAAUGGUUAAUUUCCCCUUUAAAAAACAUUAUGGAUAGUAUUGAUAAAGAAUAUGAUCGAGCAGAAUCUAAUCAAUAA
This is a messenger RNA of Vairimorpha ceranae, 514 nucleotides long. RefSeq lists its product as hypothetical. The annotation marks the transcript as partial. NCBI's taxonomy places the organism in Eukaryota, Fungi, Microsporidia, Nosematidae. The transcript has a single exon. The record is from RefSeq and is a predicted model, not a curated record.